AGAACCAAGUUCUUAUGUGAGGAUGAUCCUUUUCGCCGUUGUCUUGAAACUAAAAUCUCCGCAUCUCGAGAGAUCUCCCCUGAGCCUCCGACAAGAACACGAGGGUUUGGACUACUUCCUUAUUUGAAACGACCAAAGCUCCACGCAAAUCUAGCUGUUCAACCUAAUGACUUUACAGUAGAAAGCCUUGUUAAUACUCCAGAAGGUUGCGGUAAGCUUCCAGAUCGACCAAUUGUUGCCGCAUCUGCACUUCACCCAUCAGAAGUAAGCCAUGAACUUGAUGUGGAAGAGAAGAGUGAGAAGACUCGUGUAGAUGAAGUGUUGGGGGAGAAGUCGAAGAUGGCAGAUGGCAACGAGAGCGCGGUGCAAGAUGUGAAGGGCAAAUGGUGA
Strongylus vulgaris is the source of this 390-nucleotide messenger RNA. The record is from the annotation of a GenBank genome assembly. NCBI's taxonomy places the organism in Eukaryota, Metazoa, Nematoda, Chromadorea, Rhabditida, Strongylidae.